This is a messenger RNA of Ylistrum balloti, 779 nucleotides long. RefSeq lists its product as uncharacterized. The transcript is spliced from 3 exons. The record is from RefSeq and is a predicted model, not a curated record. Gene Ontology annotation, molecular function: zinc ion binding. The coding region runs from base 24 to 779 and encodes 251 amino acids. NCBI's taxonomy places the organism in Eukaryota, Metazoa, Mollusca, Bivalvia, Pectinida, Pectinidae.
GUAGGACCAACAACUUCAUGUAAAUGCUAACUAUGGCUGAAGGUAUGGCACAAGUUCAUCUUAGAAAUGUGAUAGAUCCGCCUUGUCCAAGACAUCCAGACACAGAAGCUACGUUUGUCUGCCGUCAGGACGGAUGUGAUGAAGCCGUGGUAUGCUCGCAGUGCAUUGUUGACGAAGGAUUUCACGCUGGACAUAAACUAACAAUGCUACAGGGUCACCUAAAGGUCUGUAAAGAGAAAGUUCUGGAAUGGAAUAAAAACACCGAAGAACACAUCCUUGGUCCUUUGAAGGAAAUGGCAAAACAAAUAGAAGCAGAAUUAUUAGGCUAUGACGGAGCAUGUAAAGAACUUAUGGAGAAAAUUGAGAAAAGAGGAGACCAACUUCAUUCCAAUGUAGAUACGUUGGUAAAGGAACUCAAGACUAAAUGUAGGCAAAUCAAAGCAUCGAAUCGUCAGAUACUAGAGCAGAAACAGCGUGACAUCCAGGCAAAAAUUGCAGAAGUUACGGAAGAUAUAGCCUCUCGUGAUGCCUGUAUCAAGGCCACAUGUAAAGCUGACAUCGUCCAAGCCGCAAAAACAGGGAUAUCAAAGACGUACUCCAGUAUCGAGCCGAUGGUUAUUGAGGAUGUUUCUUUUCAACAAAGUGAGACGCCGUUGAAAGACAUGAAACGGUUUCUGGGACGAGUAUGUAUUGGAGAUGAGCGAUCAACAAGGGAGGAGUCGGAUGAAGAAAAGGUCAAACGCCUAGAAAAUGAAAUUCAGAAUUUUACACAGAGGUGA